Striga asiatica is the source of this 486-nucleotide messenger RNA. The record is from the annotation of a GenBank genome assembly. NCBI's taxonomy places the organism in Eukaryota, Viridiplantae, Streptophyta, Magnoliopsida, Lamiales, Orobanchaceae.
UGCACUGAGCCUUUUGGUUUAUCAUCUCCAAGAACAGCAGAUGGUCCGGAUAAGUCAUCAGUGCUAUUAAUAAGUCCAACCUUGGAGAGCCCAAAAUCUGUUAACUGUAACGGGUACCUCAAAGUACUCAAAAGAAUCUCAUUGCCUACUGCAUUCAAGAAAUGCGACAAUUUCUUUUGUGGAAAUCAUGAGAUUAACCUUGAUGUGACCAUCUGGGCCUAUCAGCAGAUUGUCUGGCUUCAAGUCCCUGUGAAUAACAUUCAAAGAGUGCAGAUCUGGCAAGUUCCAGCAGCUUACGUAUCUGUCGUUCAAGUUCAGAUAAUGUUCUACGUCCACUCAGAAGAAGCUCUAUCUGAUUCAUUCGCGGAGUUAUUAAAGGUGAACGGGGUGUCAAGCUGCCAGCGGAUGAUUCUUUCUUGCAAUGAUCAGGUGUUGGAGCUCGUGCUUCACAAGAAACAUGCAACGAAUUAUGUAAAUCAUUCUCAA